AUGUCGUCAGGACAUAAUGAUCCGAAGCUUCUCUAUGCUAUCAACGGCAUCAACGCAUACCAUCUCGAGAAUGGCAACGAAGAGUGCCUUACGCCCGCUGGCGGCCAGACACUGUCUUUAUUGAUGGUACCAACUUCAUCGCCAUUCUCAGGACUUUCUUCUGCAGAUCCUCAGUCUGCCGCGCCAGAGGAAGACUUCUAUCUACAUCUCCAUCUCCCUCCCGAGCUCGACCUUCCUUUACCUGCAACUACACAGAUAUACCAUCAGCCACCGAGCAGCUAUCUCAUUCCACGUUGGGACCUGGGUCCUGAAAGUGGCGCUUUCACAAGAAUAGAGUUCCCAGGUGUCGGAAAAGGCAAAGGAACCCAGGAAGAUGUCGAUACUUUUGAAACGAUUCUUGCGCAAUGUACAGCUUUCCUGGAGCGAGCCUCGCCACCCAAGGCCGCGCGACCUAAGGUCUCGAGAACCAAGAGUGGUAAGGAGCUACCAAUUCCUCCAUACGACCCAUCGGCAUUCAAGCCAGGAGAGGCAUAUGUGCCAGGUAGCUCUAGCUCUCAUACUGGUGGUCAAAUUGUUCUCAUAGACGAGGAGAAUGGAAGCGUUGUGGGUGAACUGGGAGAGGGCUUCCAGGUGGUAGAGGAUAGUAAGAUGAAGCCUGGAUCUAAAGAUCCUGUCAUGAUCUCCCUGCCUCAAGACGGAUCUCAGAAUAUUGGCGUCGCACCUGCAUCCCAAGAAUAUCUCGAGAUGGCCAUGCACCCUGCAUACAAGAACUCCACCUUGGUUUCAAAGGCAGCUAUGGCCUCUCGCCUGAUUGUCACAACAUCCACCUACGUUUCCAAGACCCUGCAAACCCAAGCCGAUAACUUCACCCAAAAGACCAAGCCUAAUGCGAAACCCAUGACUUUUGAUGCUACGACCCAGACACGCGUCCGCAAGGUACACACUUUUACCGAAGGAGCAGCCGGUUUGAGUGCUAAGACUGUGGGACAAGUCAGCAAGUAUGCGCAGAAUAUUGGCGCAACACUUGCAAAGCGCGGGGAGAAAAGUCACAAUAAAGGUAUUGGUCCAGAUGGCCAGCCAGUCAGCGAUUACAAGCCUGGUCUUUUGAACAAGAGCUUGAUGGCCUUCUCUACUAUUGCAGACGGAAUCGACCAAGCUGGCCGGACCCUAUUGGCCUCCACCUCUUCUGCCGCAACAACUGUUGUUACCCACAAGUACGGUGCAGAAGCAGGUGAGAUCUCCAAGAGCAUUGGUGGAGGUGUCAAGAAUGUUGGUUUGGUUUACAUUGAUGCUACGGGCGUAUCGAGAAGGGCUAUUGUCAAAUCUGUAGCCAAAGGCAUGGUAGUCGGGAAGAUGAAGGGAGGUGGAGAUUUGGUUGUCGGUGGAGGUGACGGCGGCGUUGUUCCAGCACCACAAAACUCAGCUGCCAACUGGAAAGAGAAAGAGGCUGCACAGGGCCGUUACACAGACGAUUUGAGCAUGAGUGGUGGAAGUAGCACGCCCGACUUGGUUGGCUAUGGAAGAGCGGCUCCUCCAGCUUAUGCUACAGGACCUGGCGAGACCCUAGAGGGACAGAAAGCUUACCUGCCUGAUCAGAAGCGAUGA
Cadophora gregata is the source of this 1605-nucleotide messenger RNA. RefSeq lists its product as uncharacterized. The transcript has 3 exons. The record is from RefSeq and is a predicted model, not a curated record. Lineage: Eukaryota; Fungi; Ascomycota; Leotiomycetes; Helotiales; Ploettnerulaceae. Gene Ontology annotation, biological process: cell division. Gene Ontology annotation, cellular component: plasma membrane. The coding region runs from base 1 to 1605 and encodes 534 amino acids.